AUGGCUCCCGCUAACCUGCCGUCCAUUUUCAAUGCCACGUCCCAGGACAUCGAGAUGCUCCUGGCGGCCCAGUGCCACCUCGGUUCCAAGAACCUCCAGGUGCACAUGGAGCCUUACCUGUGGAAGACCCGUGUCGAUGGUGUCAACGUCCUGAACAUUGGCAAGACCUGGGAGAAGAUUGUCCUGGCCGCCCGUAUCAUCGUCGCCAUUGAGAACCCGGCCGACAUCUGCGUCAUCUCUGCCCGUCCCUACGGUCAGCGUGCCGUCCUCAAGUUCGCCGCCCACACCGGUGCCUCCCCCAUCGCUGGUCGCUUCACCCCCGGUAGCUUCACCAACUACAUCACCCGUUCCUUCAAGGAGCCCCGCCUGAUUGUCGUGACCGACCCUCGCACCGACGCCCAGGCCAUCAAGGAGGCCAGCUACGUCAACAUCCCCGUCAUUGCCCUCUGCGACACCGACUCCCCUACCGAGUACGUCGACGUUGCCAUCCCCACCAACAACAAGGGUCGCCACGCCAUUGGUACCGUCUGGUGGCUCCUUGCCCGUGAGGUUCUCCGUCUCCGUGGAACCAUCUUCAACCGCGAGACCCCCUGGGACGUCAUGGUUGAUCUGUACUUCUAUCGCGACCCUGAGGCCGAGGCUGAGGAGAAGGUUGAGGAGGAGAAGCUCAUCACCGCUACUGAGGAGGAGGCCCCCGCUGCCGUCGAGUCUGGCUUCCCCGCCGCUGGUGGUGACUGGGAGGCUCCCGCUGCCGGCUUCGCUGGUGCUAACCCCACUGGCUGGGACGGUGCCGGUGCUGUUGCCGGUGCCGGUGCCGGCCAGGACUGGGCCGCCGCCUCUGGUACUCAGGAGUGGGCUGCUGAGGCUCCUAAGGAGAGCCAGUGGUAA
Messenger RNA from Trichoderma aggressivum f. europaeum, 888 nucleotides. RefSeq lists its product as uncharacterized. The record is from RefSeq and is a predicted model, not a curated record. The transcript is spliced from 3 exons. Gene Ontology annotation, biological process: cytoplasmic translation; ribosomal small subunit assembly. Lineage: Eukaryota; Fungi; Ascomycota; Sordariomycetes; Hypocreales; Hypocreaceae. Bases 1 to 888 code for a protein of 295 amino acids. Gene Ontology annotation, cellular component: ribosome; 90S preribosome; cytosolic small ribosomal subunit. Gene Ontology annotation, molecular function: structural constituent of ribosome.